Molecule: messenger RNA, 1380 nt
Organism: Mycena indigotica
Lineage: Eukaryota; Fungi; Basidiomycota; Agaricomycetes; Agaricales; Mycenaceae
Exons: 6
Coding region: 1-1380 (459 amino acids)
Source: RefSeq, a predicted model, not a curated record
AUGCCUCCACAACGACCCACCCUUGAGGACACAGCCAACAGUGUUGUCGACGUAUUCCGGCCCUAUCUGCAGAGCCUACAGGACGAGUACAACGACUUACGGCGGAGCUCAGAUGAAGCAACCAUACGAUGCAAAGCUCUUGAACAAAAGCACCAGCAACUCGUUUCGACGUUGAAGAUGGUGGGUAUCGCUUACGAAGACGACAAGUUUCGGUUUUCGGACCAGUGGAAGGUCAUUCCUGAGUUGAACAACCGCGAUCUGUCUCCACAAGAUAUCUUGGCUGCUCUUGAGAACUUUCAGAGUCGUAGUAUCCCUACGUCGACGUCUGACCGUGUUUCUGGCAUACGCGACGAAAAUCAUGAUGCCGCUACCCGAGCAAAUGUUCCCAGAUUUUCUCCACUCGAAACCUCGGUUCGCAAAGAUUCGCAGCUAGAGAACAGCAUAUCCAGUUCAGAGGAGCCUCAAACCAGUGCUGGGCAGCGCCUUCAACUUGGCUUACCCGGGCCACCAGCAACUCGCAAACGAAAGUCUUCCGAUGUACAGUUGGAGUCUGGUGAGCGAAACAAGCUCGCUCGCAGGUCUGAUGCCAGCGAAAAAAUGCGCAACAGUGACUCUCCGAUCGUCAACAAGAUGUUCAAGGCAUUUAUGGCAAAAUCGCGAGGGCCGCCCACGACUACGGCGGAAUACAAGUCAUUCUUCCUUGGCGGACUGGAUCUAGAUCUCAAGAAAGAGGACCGUGAACUUGCUGCAUGGGUGCGAGCAAGUAAAGGAUUUCUUGUUCCUCCGGAGACGAACAAUAAACGGGAGUGGCACUCUGCCUGGAUGGAAGCCAUGAGCGAUGUUUUCCCUGCCGAGACCAAACGCGAUAACGUCGUUUGUACCUUACCGAGCACUCAACCACCAUCAAACUUGGAUGAUUACUCGCAUCUACUUCAACUCGAAAAUGUCCUUGAAAAGCAUUCCGAGCUCCAAGGCACCCAACUUCUGUUCGACCACAUCUUGUCUGCCACCGCUGCAAUUGACUUCGCCUAUGAACAUUGCCUCCGUAGCGAAGAGCAAAAGAUCAAGUUCACCAAGCUUCGCUAUAUUCACCAAUUCAAAAACACGCAUUUCGAGGACAUUAGCGAUGACUACGACCAAUGUUGUUCACGAAUCAAAACAACCCACCAGAACCACUACAUGUUAUGGAGGGCCCGAGUUUACGGGAAAGAUAUCACAACACGCAAUCGAAUUCUCGACGCAUAUAAGGCUCUUGGCCCACAAAUCCUGCUCGAUCCUGCGUUUUCGACACCCAAAAUGCGACAGGUUUCUGCGAGUUAUCCUCAUUUUGUUGCUCAGACCCUCCAAAACCUGCCCUCCUGCGGUACGAGAUUUGUUUGA